UGUGAAGACGCAGACAGACAGGAGGACAAGCACUAGAACACUAAACGGAGUUUGGAAAACCUUACGACUACCGAUGGUCUCUUUAGAACCGGAGAUGGUUUGCAAUCAACUGAGCAAAUAAUAGGUUUGAACCAAGCUUGCCCAUGAAAGACUCCUCUUCUCGCAUCUUCGGAAUUCGGUGCUAUUGAACUUGAACCCGUGCUGUUUUCCCCCUCCUGACCUGUGUAAAUUAUACGCUAUUAAUAGAAGCGUAAAAAGUGGAGAGUUUACCGACUGAACGAAAAGAAGAUAAAAGUUGCCAUAAAAUGUUAUCAUUAUUCUUCUUGAUUCUGUACAUUCCUGCUGUGAUGUCCUCAUCGUCACAGAUGGCAGGGAUCUACCCCCAGGACCCAGCCCUGCCCAUCGGCUCCACCCUCACUGCCACAUGUUCAGUCAGCCCUGAUCUGGGCCUCCACGCCAGCUCUCUGUUCUGGAGCCUGAAUGGCCGCCGGCUGCCCAGUUCUUCCUACAGCGUGUUGAGCCCUACGGCCCUCAGUGUCACCCUGCCGGGCCUGCCAGCCUCUAGGCAGAGGUCAGGGGACAACCUGGUGUGUCACAACCAUGGAGGACAUGUUCUGGCCGGGUCCUGUCUCUACAUUGGGAUGCCUCCAGGGAAGCCAGUCAACUUGACCUGCUGGUCCAGAAACACCAAAGACCUGACCUGUCGUUGGGCACCGGGUGGACAGGGAGAGACCUUCAUCAAGACCAAAUACACACUCAAAUACAAACUCAGGUGGUAUGGCAGAGAGAAAGAAUGUGAGGAGUACAGUGCCGCCCACCCAUACUCAUGCUACAUACCUCGUGACCUCGCCCUCUUCACGCCCUACGAGAUCUGGGUGGAAGCCACCAAUCAGCUCGGCUCAGCCACCUCUGAUGUCAUCACCCUGGAUGUCCUAGACGUGGUAACGACGGACCCUCCGUCAGGUGUGAGUGUGAGUCGUGUGGGUGACCUGGAGGACCACCUGAGUGUUCGAUGGGAGUCUCCCCCAGCUCUCAAAGACUUCCUGUUCCAGGCCAAGUACCAGAUACGCUACCGACUGGAGGACAGCUCAGGCUGGAAGGUCAUGGAUGACAUUGGGAACCAGACAUCAUGUCGUCUGGCAGGCCUGAGACCGGGCACUGUGUAUUUUGUCCAGGUGCGCUGUAACCCAGUAGGGAUCUAUGGGUCUCGUAGGGCUGGUAUCUGGAGUGAAUGGAGUCAUCCUACUGCUGCUUCUACACCUCAUAGUGAGCGUGUAUUAUCAGGUUCGUGUGACUCCAAGUCUGGAGACUCCAAUUCUACGUUACGUCGAGAGCUGAAGCAGUUCUUCGGCUGGGUACGGAAUCAUGCGUAUGGCUGCAGCGGCAUGUCAAUCAAACUCUACGACCAAUGGAGAGUCUGGAUGCAGAAGUCCCACAAAACACGCAACCAGGUAGGUCCUACAAGGGGAUAAGUCAUAGUACGCAUCACCUCUGCCUUUAAACAACCAGCAAAGUCAAGACAACAAACGUGUGUGUGUGUGUGUGUGUG
Coregonus clupeaformis (lake whitefish) is the source of this 1549-nucleotide messenger RNA. It is a transcript of the gene crlf1a, whose product is annotated as cytokine receptor-like factor 1a. Bases 306 to 1472 code for a protein of 388 amino acids. The transcript is spliced from 8 exons. Gene Ontology annotation, biological process: cytokine-mediated signaling pathway. The record is from RefSeq and is a predicted model, not a curated record. Lineage: Eukaryota; Metazoa; Chordata; Actinopteri; Salmoniformes; Salmonidae. Gene Ontology annotation, molecular function: protein binding; cytokine receptor activity. Gene Ontology annotation, cellular component: external side of plasma membrane.